AUUUGCAGUUAUCCUAUUUUCCGCAUUUCAAAAUCUUUAUUUUUCUUUUUUCCCCCAUGAAUACAACUUUAUCAACCUCUGUUGAAAAAUAUCCUGAAGCUUAUGAUGGUUGCUUAGAUUGUGUUAGUUAUGCAAUUACCUGUACUUUUAAUAGAAGAGGUACACUUUUAGCAGUUGGAUGUAAUGAUGGUCGAAUAAUUAUUUGGGAUUUUAUUACAAGGUGCAUUGCCAAAAUCAUACAAGCUCAUACUCACCCAGUUUGUUCUUUAAGCUGGAGUCGGAAUGGCUACAAACUUUUAUCAGCUGGAACCGACAACUUGGUUUGUAUUUGGGACAUUCUAAGCGGGGAAUGCCUCAACAGAUUCAGAUUUCCUGCCCUUAUAGCUAAAGUUCAAUUCAACCCUAGGAACGACUCCCAAGUUUUGGUGUGCCUCAUUAAGCAUCCCCCGGUUCUGCUGAAUUUGAAAAGCAAGAGACACAUAACCGUGCCGCUAGACGAAGAGACUCAUCAGCAAGAUCUCAAUAUAGUGGCUUCCUUUGACCGUCGCGGAACUCAUAUCUACACUGGAAACGCUCGCGGAAAAGUUCUGAUAUUCGACUCAAAGGCCGUCAAAGACUCGAAUCCUAAGAACGGGAAGAAUAGCGCGAACGCUGACCCGAUUAGCAAGAGGGAUCCUUGCCCAGAUGACGACGAUUCGGAAGAGAAAACUCUCCGAUUGGUCGCGUGUUUCAAAACAAGUUCCGGGGGAAUUACCACUUCCGGAAACGCCAUUAAGGCCAUCGAAUUUGCCAAAAGGGGAGAAAACUUUUUGGUGUGUACCGCCGACCGCGUUAUACGCAUAUACAACGCUGAUAUAGCUUUGGAUUGCGGAACGGCGCGGCAAAAGGGCACGGCUGCUCCUCACCACAAUAAUCAUAAAAACGACAAAACCCAGAACGAACACGAGAAUAGGGAUAAUAAGGAUAAUAAUAACAACAGCAAGGAAGCUAAGGAGAAUUCGGGAUUCCUGACCAACGCGAAUAGCACUGUCGAGCUGGAACCUAUCCAGAAGCUCUGCGAUUUAGUCAACAGGACCCAGUGGAAGAGCUGCUGUUUUUCGGGCGGGCGGAGUUCGCUGCCAGAGUUGGGCGAAAAUUCUUCCGCCGCGCACAAUAAUGGCGGAAAUAAUCAUAAUAAUGGUGCCAGCGAUAGCAAAAAUAUGCACAAUUCAUCCAGCAGCAGGUACGUUUGUGCGGGUUCGGCCAAGCAACAUUCCAUAUACAUUUGGGAACUGUCUACUUCUAACCUCGUCAAAAUACUGCACGGUACCAAAGGGGAAAUCUUGUUGGAUUUAGCCUGGCAUCCAAAUAGGGGCGUCAUCGCGAGCGUGAGCGGCGGUGGGGCGGGUAGCGUUGCCCUCUGGUCGCACCCGAGAAUCGAAAACUGGUCCGCGUUUGCGCCCGAUUUUAGGGAAUUGGACGAUAACGUGGAAUACCUAGAAAGGGAAAGCGAAUUCGACCUCUCCGAUCAGGAUUCGGUUGAUACCAAGGCGGAUAAAGAGCGUUUCAAAAGGAAAAGACAAAAGGUCGAAAUUUUCAAAGCUAAAUCUAUCGUUGGUGGAACAAAUGGGGACUUAGUGAAGGCGGUAAAUUCCGAUCAAGUCGAAAAUGGAUUUGCGGAAGAGGAAAGUGAAGAUGACGAUCUUGAGAACGAGGAAAGAUUCGUAGAUGUCACGACAGUGGAACCCCUUCCCAUAUACCUGAGCAGCGACGAGGAAGAAUUGGACGUGUUGAAAACGAACCAAGAGGCCUUGCUAUACCUUCCCACGGCUCCAGAAAUUGAGGAUCCUGAGGAAUCUGUCCAUAUGGCCUCCAACACUUCAGCAGAUCACAUGGAUUUGUCGAACAACUCAACUGCACGCGAUAUCAAACAAAGCGAAAUUCGCUCCGUCGACUCUAAAGGUGACAGUGCUGGAGAUGACUCGAGGAAAAGCUCGAUUACCACUUCUAUUCCGCCUAUUCUAGAUAUUCACCCCAUAGUUCAAACUCUCAAGAAAAAAGUUCAGGAAAGUAAUAAAGCUGCCGAAAAUAUAGCUAAAACCGAAUCGCCGCCAUCUUUUCAUGCUGAUAUCAAAGAAGUUCUAAAAGUUACUAACGCGCCCAUUUUAGUUCCUACCCCUCCCACUAUAAAUACUAACCUAGACGAUACUAACCCCUCUACUACUUCAAAUCAAACAACUAUAUUAACCUCGUCGACGUCAUAUAACGAGAAAACGAUCGCCAGUAAUAUUAACAUCUUACCGCCCACCCUCAAAUUCAGCAGAACUUCGUCCAAUAAUUUGCCGCAAUUACCCAACACCGUUUUGCAGUCAACGUCGACGCCAUCCGUCGAAUCUAAACCUUCCAACACUCCGCCACAAUGAACGCAAACCUUUAUACACACAGAAUGAUUAUUUGUUUUACUAUUUAUUUUGAAAAAAUGUUUGUAAAUAAAGUAUUGUUUUUUUUUUAAAUUAUAUAUUUCUUUAUUUUGCAUAAUAUAAAAAGUUAAUUUAUUAUUAGUAUAAAAUAUAAA
Messenger RNA from Gordionus sp. m RMFG-2023, 2554 nucleotides. RefSeq names its product retinoblastoma-binding protein 5 homolog. Gene Ontology annotation, cellular component: Set1C/COMPASS complex. Lineage: Eukaryota; Metazoa; Nematomorpha; Gordioida; Chordodea; Parachordodidae. Gene Ontology annotation, molecular function: protein binding. The record is from RefSeq and is a predicted model, not a curated record. The coding region runs from base 57 to 2402 and encodes 781 amino acids. The transcript is spliced from 15 exons.